This is a messenger RNA of Condylostylus longicornis, 1356 nucleotides long. Its product is annotated as gonadotropin-releasing hormone receptor. Gene Ontology annotation, biological process: neuropeptide signaling pathway. The annotation marks the transcript as partial. Gene Ontology annotation, molecular function: corazonin receptor activity. The record is from RefSeq and is a predicted model, not a curated record. Gene Ontology annotation, cellular component: membrane. The transcript is spliced from 6 exons. NCBI's taxonomy places the organism in Eukaryota, Metazoa, Arthropoda, Insecta, Diptera, Dolichopodidae.
AUGGAUUAUGAUGAAAAUUCACCAAUAAGAUUAGAACAUGCACCACAAUUAUCAAAAUCAGCAAUAAUUAGAUGUGUUGUAUUAUCAGCUAUGGCAAUUGUAUCAUUAUUAGGUAAUACAGCAACAAUGUGGAAUAUAUAUAAAACACGUAUGACAAAACGACCAUCAAGACAUAAUUGGAGUGCUAUUUAUUCAUUAAUAUUUCAUUUAUCAAUUGCUGAUGUUCUUGUUACCGGUUUUUGUAUAAUUGGUGAAGCAGCAUGGUGUUAUACAGUACAAUGGAUGGCAAAUGAAUUUGCAUGUAAAAGUGUUAAAUUUUUUCAAAUGUUUAGUUUAUAUUUGUCAACAUAUGUAUUAGUAUUAAUUGGUGUCGAUAGAUGGAUUGCUGUUAAAUAUCCAAUGAAAUCAUUAAAUAUGGCAAAACGUUGUUAUAGAUUAUUAGGUGGAGCUUAUAUAUUAUCAUUUGUAUUAAGUAUACCGCAGUUUUUCAUAUUUCGUGUUGCUCGUGGUCCAUUUAUAGAAGAUUUUUAUCAAUGUGUUACCCAUGGAUUUUAUACGGCUGAAUGGCAAGAGCAACUUUAUACAACAUUUACAUUAUUUUUUACAUUUAUAAUACCGUUAUGUAUAUUAAUAGUUACAUAUUUAUCAACGUUUCGUACAAUAUCAGGAAGCGAAAAAAUGUUUCAAGGGUCAAAAUUAGCUGUGUACACAAGUAAACCAGCAGCACAAACAAAUAGACAACGAUUAAUUCAUAAAGCGAAAAUGAAAUCUUUAAGGAUUUCGGUUGUGAUAAUUGUAGCAUUUUUAAUAUGCUGGACUCCUUAUAAUGUGAUGAUGAUAAUUUUUAUGUUUCUAAAUCCUGACAAAAGGUUGGGUGAAGAUUUACAAUCUGGUAUAUUCUUUUUUGGUAUGUCAAAUAGUCUUGUGAAUCCUUUAAUAUACGGAGCAUUUCAUUUGUGUCCUUUAAAGAGAAAGAACAGUCAAUAUGCUCAUUAUAGUUUAACUAGAGACAACUCUCAUAGCUAUCAAAGAUCACCAUCUCUAUUGACAGCAACAACUCAAAUCGAUUCAAGCGGAAGACAACAAACAUUCAAACAUCAGAGAUCAAGUUAUUAUCAACGUAAUGGUAGUAUGAUGCGUCGUUGUGAUCAUUUUGAUUUAACAAAUUCGCCAACAAUUAAAAAUAAAUUUCAAUCAACGGCAACAUCAUCAGCCGUUGCUUCUACUACAAAUUGCAGUAAUGAUAUUAAUGUACAUUUAAAUAAUGAUCAUAGUAAUUCACAAAAAGAAUAUUUAUUACGUCAGACUUCAUUUAGUAGUAGUCAUAUUAAGACAAUAAAUAACAAUAAUAAUAAU